AUGUCUGCUGACGGUAAUACCCUGGUAGUUGGGAAGCAGGCUUAUUCACAAGUGUGUGUUGCUAAGAGCUCCUGGAGUCUGGGCCGCUUCCCACUACCCAAGAGGUGGCAGCCCUCCUCCUACCGAAAGAGCAACUCUGUCCGGGAGCCAGUUUGGACCUCCCGACCCUCAACCUGGAUUGUGACCUGGGGAGAUGCCCCCACCAAGUUGAGAGUGACACUGGCAGCAUGCAAUGCCUGUGCACCAGGGCUUGCUCAGGACAGUGCAGCUGCCUGGAGACCUCAGCAGGAGUCCCAUUACGACCUGGCCAACGUGAAGGAGCAGGCUCCCUCCACUUCUGGUCAUUCAGAGCUGGAUUGGGCAGCAGUUCCUGCCCAAGAACCUUACUACCCUCCUCUUGUGAGCAGAGAGAUUGGACACAGCCGGAAGGUGCCUCCUGCCCUGAAUGGACUUCCCCAGCUGAUGUCGGAGCAGCUCACCAGGAUGGAUGUGGAGCUCUUUGUGAAGGCAGAGCCCAACCAGUGCCUGGGGUCCAUGUGGUCCCGGAGAUACAACAAGGGCAAGCCACGCCUGGCCCCUAGCAUCCAGGUCAUCUUGAUACACUUUAACAAGGUCGUGUCCUUGGUUACAACCCACUGUCUUGGGGACCUCAGCAUGAACACCUCAGUCAGGGCGCAUCUGCUGGAAUUUUGGAUCCAGGCGGCUGAGGGUUGCCGCGUCCUGAGGAAUUUCUCCUCACUGCACGCCAUCAUGUCUGCCCUGCAGAGCAGAGCCAUCUCUCGUCUGCACAGGUCAUGGCAACAGGUCUCCAGGAAGGACUUGCUCACAUUCCAAAAGCUGGCCGAGAUCACCUCUCCUGAAAACAACUACUCUAAGAGUAGAGAGCUGCUACUGAAGGAGACCCGCAAGCUGGCGAAGCUGCUCAAAGGAGGUCCUAGGCAGUCUAAAAAGAUGGGGAUGAUCAAGGGCAUCGUGCCCUAUCUGAGAAUCUUCCUGAAAGAUUUCCUCGUGGUUCACCUGGCCUACGUGGAUGCCCAGGAUGAGAAAAGCAAAGAGAAGAAUUUGAUACGGGAAAUCGAGAUCCUCGAUCAGAUGAGAGAGCUGCAACGCAGUUGCCGCUUUUAUAAUAUUCGAGUGGACCACCAUUUUACUGAGUGGUUCAGGGGCCUGGAGCGGCUCAGCAAGGAUGCCAGCUACGAGCUGUCCUGUACGCUGGAGCCCUGCAGUCCCACUGACUGUCCAAGCAAGAAGCACUCAGCCAUUGGCAAUCCUGACAAGAAGGGCCGCCUCAGCCCGCCUAGUUCUCCCUCAGCCACCCUGUGCAAUAGUCACCCGUGGACCAGCUCCCAGGCAGCCUCCUUCCCUGUCUCAGCCCCAUCACUGAAGCCAUCAGCCCCGAGAUUUGGGGACCGCGGGGUGGGAGGUGAUGUGGGACCUUCGGUGGACCAGGAGUCCCACAGGAAGGUGGUGUCAGCCCCACGGAACGCUCGUGUCACUGCCCGCCAGGCGGCCAGGCUCGAACCUGCGAGGGAUCCGGAAACCCACUUGCCAGAAGCCGAGGCGGCUGCUUCUGCGCUGCGCUGCCCAGGGAAGCCCCGGCAGCACCGUGGCAGCCGGCGGCUGGACCCCAAACCCCACGCCAGCCCAGAGCCCGCCGGGAUGUUGAGGCGCCCGGGAGACUGCGUCCACGCCAGCCUGCUGCCCAGGCCCUCGCUCCGGAAUGCGAAGCCCCGCCCUCACCGCGGAGCUCCGGGCGCCGCCCCUGCUCUCGAGCAUGCGCACUCCGCCUUCGUCCUCCCGAACGGACUCCAUCACCCAGAAUCCUUUGAACCCCCCGAGGCUCCGCCCCCCAUUCCCAGUCCCUCCCUCACCGGCCUGGAUUCCGGUGCCCUUGAUGCUCCCCCUCGGCCCCUGGGCGGAGCUCUGGCCGUGACGGGAACCCGUACUCGGUUCGUUUCGCCUCACUCGCGCCUGGGAUCUCGUGUCCUGGACGAGCGGCAGGCCCUCAGCGCUGGCCCGAGGAGGGCGGGGGCGCCCGCAGCGGUGCCUUCCGGACUGCGCUUCCGCGCCCCCCAGUGGCCGGGUCUGUGGCGAGCGUUUCUCCACGGGGUGCGCAGGGAUCUGCACCAGCCGCCGCCCUCCUGCGACGUGGGCCUCCGCCCGGACUUGCGGGAAGCAUACCGCUACACUCACGGCCGUGCCAGUGAGGAGUACGAGUGCUAUGUCAUCCCGGAGGAGGAGGACGAGGAGGAAGCUGCCGAUGUCUUCUGUGUCACCUGCAAGACUCCGCUUAGAGCUGCGGAGAAUUCACAUGAGCACAAGGACCACCACGUGACCCCACUGGAGAAAGCACUGGAAAGCAUCAGGGAUGAAAUCCACAAGUACAUGUGCCGACUGGAAAAGCAGAUUAUCCACAUGGAAAACUUUGCGAGUCACCUGGAAGAGGUUUUCAUCAUGGUGGAGGAGAACUUCAGAAGACAGGAACAAAACGUCGAGUCACAUUACAGUGAGAUCUUGGAAACACUUGCUCAAAAAUAUGAGGAAAUACAGGCUCUUGGGGAGAAAAAGAAAGAGAAGCUGGAGGCCCUGUAUGGAUAGCUGGUCAGCUGUGGAGAAAGCCUGGAGACCUGCAAAGAGCUGAUGGAGACCAUAGAGGAGGUGUGCCAUGAGGACAAGGCUGACUGCUUAAAGGAUGCAGUGGCCAUGGCUGACAGACUCGGGAAGUUCCUGAAAGCAAAGACAGAUGUGGAGAUCUUCACACAACCCGACUUCGAAGACCAGACCUUGGACUUCACUGAGGUGGAGCAGCUGAUGGGGGCCCUGAAUACUGUCCCAGCUCCCUCUGCUCCAGUGAUAAAUCGGCAGGUCCCCAACUUGGCCAGAGACUCCUCUAUCCGGGUGUGCUGGAGCUUGUACUCCGAUGACACGGUGGAGUGCUACCAGCUGUGCUACCGGCCUGUGCGAAUGGCCUGCCCCAGGAGUUCUUCCCCAGAAUUUACAGUGACAGUCAAAGAAACAUAUUGCUCAGUCAGAAACCUUGAGCCAAAUACCCAAUAUGAAUUCUGGGUGAUAGCUGAAAACAAGGCUGGCCCCAGCCCGUGCAGUGAAAGUGCCACAUACAUGACAGCCCCCUCUCCCCCAGUGAUAAAGUGCAAGGAGGUCAGGAGCUGCGAGGAGGCCGCUCUCAUCAGCUGGGAGUCUGGGAACCUGAACCCGGUGGACUCAUACACGGUGGAGCUGAUUCAGGCAGAAACACCAGAGGCCUCGGGCAUUACUGAGUCGGUUGUGGGCAUCCCAACCUGCGAGUCUCUGUUACAGCUACUGCCCGGGCAGUGCUAUACCAUCUACGUGCGGGCCCUGAACGUGGGAGGCCCCAGCGCCAGGAGCCAACCCGCCAUGGUCCACACGACAGGCAGCGUCUUCCACCUGAACAAGGAUACCUGCCAUCCCGCGCUGACCAUUGCUGAGGACGGGCUGACGGUGGUUCGAAGCGAAAGGAAAACCCCAGCCAGGGAGCCACCACCCAGCCAGACCCGGUUCAGCAGGUGUGUCGCUGUCAUGGGAAAUCUAAUCCCUGUCCGAGGGCGCCACUACUGGGAGGUGGAGGUGGAUGAACGCUCCAACUACACUGUCGGUGUGGCUUCUGAAGACAUCCCCAAACAGGAAGACCUCGGGGCCAGCCCCCACGCGUGGUGCCUGAGGCACACAUUCGCCUCAUCCAGGCACAAAUACGAAUUUCUACACAACAGGGAAACACCAGACAUAAGAAUAACAGUCCCACCGAAGCACAUCGGCAUCCUGUUAGACUACGAGAACCUGAAGCUGUCCUUCUUCAACGUGGACAAUGCUCAGCACCUGUACACCUUCAGCUGUGGGCUUCAGCAGCUUGUACACCCCUGUUUUUCUUUAGAAAAGCCGGGGUGUCUAAAGAUACGUAAUGGCAUCUCGACACCCAAGCAUGCCACUUUCCACUAGGCCUUGCUGGCACCACCCUCGGUUCCUGCCCUCUGCUAGCCACAGUUGCCUUGGAUUUGAGCUCUGGUGCUCAUAUAAUCUGUGCUUGUUCGUGUCUGGCAGAUUAGCAUGCAGGUGUCAUUGCACCGGACCCAGAUCCAGGUCCCAUGCUCCCUCACCACGAAAGGGCAAUCCUUUUUUUUUGGGGCCAGU
Perognathus longimembris pacificus (Pacific pocket mouse) is the source of this 4167-nucleotide messenger RNA. RefSeq lists its product as uncharacterized. Gene Ontology annotation, molecular function: guanyl-nucleotide exchange factor activity; protein binding. NCBI's taxonomy places the organism in Eukaryota, Metazoa, Chordata, Mammalia, Rodentia, Heteromyidae. The record is from RefSeq and is a predicted model, not a curated record. Gene Ontology annotation, biological process: small GTPase-mediated signal transduction.